CAGGGUGUUCUGGGAGAACGAAUCACAGACGCCACCAAGCGAGGCAAACUCACCACCACACAUCGCCGGAGCAGUGCUUUAAAAGUCGGCGCGGUCAAGGGCAGAGAGUACGUAAUAAAAGAGGGAGUGAUCGGCCAAGUGUAUCAAAGUCUCAAACCAGAAGUUUUGGAGCAAACACUUUCUUAAUUAUCCGUUCAUUUUUUUUUAUUCCACACAUUCAUAGAGGUUCGUUCACCUUUGAGGAUUAUCAACACUUCGGGUUCAUCGUUUACAACAAUAUCAAAAUGUCACUCGAUCUUAGGAUUUCUCGAGCAGGCGAUGUCACAACGUUUAAAUGUGAUGAUAAAGAGACGGUGCUGUGGUUGAAGCAAAAGAUUGCAGAUCGAUUCCAUGUGGAAGACACCUCCACUAUAAAGCUGCUGUACAAAGGGAUUUGUCGUGAUGAUCAAAUUCUCGGAGACACUUUUAAAAACAAUGCGAGGAUCAUCUGUUUAACGAGCAAACCGAAUGCUAAUGCAAAGUUACCCCUUGUACCCACAGAAUCCACACACCAUGACAUUCAUCACGUUAAACUAGCACCCAAGAAGCCCGCAUCGUCGAACGUUAAAAAGUCGUCCACGUACACCUUCCAUGAAAUACAAGUACUCAACUUGCCCAAUAAGGAUCAAGCAUGGCAGUACAUGGACCGGCUCCGUCACGACCCUGGCAUCCAAGCACUCAUGGACAAGUACAAAUGGAGCGUUCCCAUCUUGUCAGAAAUGUCGCCCGCGGAACAUACCACGCAUGAAUCACGGACCAUGGGCUUAAACCACAAUCACGGCCAACAGAUCGAGCUUCGAAUCCGCACCGAUAGGUAUGAUGGUUUUCGGUACUAUAAAGACGUGAAAAGCACGCUGAUUCAUGAGCUCACACACAAUGUACAUUCCGAACACGACUCUGACUUUUGGACUUUCUUCAAACGGCUUACCAAAGAAUGUGACGCUGCAGAGUCCUGGUCUCGACCAGGACAGUACCUGGGAGACAAACCCGAAUACACCCCAUCGGGCGAAGACCCUCUGGAUGAAGAAGCGGUCAAUCAUCGACGAGACAUCUUGUUUGCCGCAGCCCAACGACGCUUGGAAAAGAAAGAGUAAAUUCAUCACACAAACAUGAUCGGUCACUGAAGAAAGGGGGAAAACUGAAAGUGUGUAGUUAGGAGCGAGAGUUGCAGGUCCAUGCGUUCGUGCUCAACGUUUUUCUCUUUUUCGUUGUGAUGUGGUGUACACAUAGCUUCCACACACACAACGAAAGCCAUAUCAUUGUCGUUUGUCAUCAUUGCUUAGUUCACACCGGUUUCAUUACUCUUAAGCUUACAGCUGAUCAAGGUAAUCACGGAUUUCGGUUGUGGAAAGCUGGUGGAAACGACCACCGGGACGGCCUACGAUGCCGCUUUCGCCUUGGGUUUCCGAAACAACGGCAAUUUCGACUGUGUCUUCUGUGAGUUCACCUUCAAAGGUCUCCUUCAGUGCGAGAAUAGCAGUGUGGAUAGCAUCCUCGAGCUCCAUUUCCUCGUUGAAACGCUUCUCCAAGAACGUCUUGGCUACCGUAGACGAUUUUCCAAUAGCAGUGGCCUUCCAAGCGAAAUACGUGCCCGAAGGAUCCACCUGGUACAAAGAAGGACCGUUGUCGUCUAUUCCGGCAAUAAGUAAACUGACACCGAAAGGACGGACACCUCCAGACUGGGUGGACUCUUGCAUGAUAGAAGCGACCUCUUGAACGAGAAUUUUUGUGGGAGGGUAUUCGUUAUAAAUGCGUUUAUAGUUUGUGUGCGACACUUUACGAGCCUUAUCGACCAAAACACGGUAAUCAGGACCCAUACCACUGUAAACCUAACCAUUCGUUAGAGUCCAAGCUAGAAAAAGACUUAUAGAAACGCGUUUAAGGCGUCUGUCGCGUCUCAUACCAUGCCAACGUCGGGCGUGAUGCCGGAAAUCUUUUGAAGAGAAGAGCCCAAAGCAAGCUCAGUGUUUGUUUUCUUUUCAGUAGCCAGUACGACACCGUUUCUUGCUGUUUCUUGUGUUAAUAGACGCGUUUAAAAGCCGAAAAAAUUGUAUAUUCAAGCGAACUCACCUUUAAUACCAAUGCUCGUCACACCAGCGUUCACCGCAUUCAGUGCGUAUUCAAUUUGGACAAGCUUUCCAUUAGGAGAGAAUGUUGUCAGGGAGAACGCGUAUCUAUCUGCCAUAAUAGGGAAUAAAU
Molecule: messenger RNA, 2238 nt
Organism: Schizosaccharomyces japonicus yFS275
Lineage: Eukaryota; Fungi; Ascomycota; Schizosaccharomycetes; Schizosaccharomycetales; Schizosaccharomycetaceae
Product: ubiquitin/metalloprotease fusion protein
Exons: 1
Coding region: 285-1133 (282 amino acids)
Biological process (GO): DNA repair
Molecular function (GO): metallopeptidase activity; proteasome binding; double-stranded DNA binding
Source: RefSeq, a predicted model, not a curated record